This is a messenger RNA of Asterias rubens (European starfish), 2117 nucleotides long. RefSeq lists its product as uncharacterized. Bases 34 to 1944 code for a protein of 636 amino acids. Lineage: Eukaryota; Metazoa; Echinodermata; Asteroidea; Forcipulatida; Asteriidae. Gene Ontology annotation, molecular function: calcium ion binding. The transcript is spliced from 13 exons. The record is from RefSeq and is a predicted model, not a curated record.
GCAGUGUUUCUGCUACCUCCAUGGUUUCUCAAUAUGACCACAAGAAUGGUAUUGGACAAGAUGACAACUGUUCCAGAUCCAAACAAACAAACUUUCCCCAUCAUCCAGAACGCCACACAGUUCUUCACUGUUCCCAAUUGUCCAUCUCCAACAAAAACUGUUGAAUCUGUUACAUUAUCCAUGAAGCAGCCCUCUAUUCAACUCCCAGAAUUGAUACAUGGUGGUGGUGGAGAUCAUAAAGAACGCUCAGAACAAACUACAACAACAUCUUUUCCCAAGGUCAAGAGAAAUUUGACAAUGAAGAAGACUGUGGCAUCCAAUGUGAAAAGCUACAAAAAAACUGACAAUUUGGGUCGAGCUGAUGCCAUACCAUAUCAAUGUCAAUCAUUUAGAUCAACAACAAAGGUGAAAGAAGUUCCAAUUACCAAACGUAAUCGUGACAUGUUUAGUGCUGCAGCCAGAUCAAAACCUGGACCCAUUGCUAAGUCAAAGAGUGUUUCUUUUUAUACCAAACCAUUUCUAUGGCAGGCUCAACAGAGUACAGAGCAAGUUGAGUCAACAAAUCUUCCUACACGCUUUCUUGAGGAGGAAGAAAACCUACGAAAGGUCAGAGGUCAGAAAAGAAAACAUGGGGUCCCUUCUCAUCGCCAGUGGUUCAAUGAUCUGCAUGUUGGAGGAAAGUCAACGAACAUUGUAGAAAAACACGACUAUCGUGAUGAGGCUGACAAAAUUAGGCAAAUAGCUCUACCUCCAAAUGCUCAAGAGCUGUAUAUGGGCAGAGGCAUCAACUUACCAGAGGACCACUCAACAAACAGAAGAAUGAAAGAAUGGCAGAAUAAAAUAAAGGCAGAAUGUGAACUUCCCAACUCAGCACCUGCUACUACGACUGUCGUGGUGAAGACAACAAUGCAAAGCACUAUUUCAAGGUAUACUCAGCCCUUGCCAAAAGUCAAACGUUCUCAUUCAAUGUCACACAACACAUCAGACAGACAUAGUAGUAUUGCAAGUGAGCAAUCCUCGGUUAGGAAAACGGAGCGAAGGAAGUCUCAGGUGGAGAGACAGAAAAGAAACUCUGAGAUAUCAAGAAGAAGUAGUCAAGUUGAGAUGGUUCAUCAGCGAGAACAGAAGAAAGCAGAGACAAAGGUGGUGGAGCCUGAACCACUCAAGAGUGAGGCUGUUACUUUAAGUGAAGAUAAUGAAAUGGAAAUGGAGAUGAAAGAUGAUGCCAUUGAUAACUCUACACCUGUGGAAGUAGCAAUGGAAGAAACCAAGGAUGAAGGAGAGAUAGCUGCUACAACCGAUGUUAGGCCGAAUUCUGAAAUGGAGAUAGAGAUUGUAGAUGAUGACCCGAGAAGGCUUGGCUUACAUCAGAGCUCUUCAUUCUGCAAGAUCACCACGCCCAAUCCACUCACAUCUAUCGAUAUAACUCUACAUAUCUCAGCUCAUCAAAAAGAAGAGUUGGCAACAAAAUUCACCAAGCUGGACUCAAAUAGAGAUGGGCAUAUCACCUUUCAAGAAUUGACGAGUGUUCUUCCAGACUCACUAACAAAAUCUCAGAAGAAGUUUAUCAAAGAGGUAUAUGAAGCAGUAAGUAGUAGCACCUUCUUUGGUCUUGAGGAGUUUGUGGGUGUGACAUGCCUAGGAGAAAUGAUGACCAAAUUACCUGAACCCAUCAAAGAUUCUUAUGAUGAUGUAGACUUUGCCUCAAUCCAAAGCACCAUUAUGAAAUAUGUUAUGAUGUUUUCCACAGUGGACAGGCAACAAACUGGAGCCAUAUCUGUAGAUUCUCUACUGGAAGUGCUAUCCAUGGCAACAGAUAGAGAUUUGAAAUCUGAUCAAAGUCAAACUGAGCAGAUUUUGGCAACAAUUGCAAAGAAUGCAAGUUCAACAAUUGACAAAGUAGAGUAUCUUGCCUACCUGCCAUUCUUUCUUCAAUGUAGAUGAUACAACAUGUGUUUGAUUUGAUAUAUUUUAUACAUGUAUUGGUAGUUUGAAUAUAGGUGUUUCUUUUGAGUGUAGUUGGUACAUAUCUCACUUUGUCAUUCAUUAAUAAUAACAAAUUCUUAUAUAGCGCAUUUCACAAUAACCGUAUCAAUGCGCUUUACAUUAGUGCCCUG